Messenger RNA from Paramuricea clavata, 484 nucleotides. The record is from the annotation of a GenBank genome assembly. NCBI's taxonomy places the organism in Eukaryota, Metazoa, Cnidaria, Anthozoa, Malacalcyonacea, Plexauridae.
AUGUGGAUCGAUCAUCUUGAAACAAUAAAGAUCAGAAGAAAGGAAGGUGCGAGGAAAGCUGUCGAAACGAAAAGGAAAAAGAUGGCUGAAAAGAAUAAAGGUAUACAGGUCUUUCUGCUUUAUCAAGUACAACUAGUGUAGGAAUACAUGAUUUUAAAUUAGUUCAAUAUGCCUUCUUUCAUGUCUUUAUGUUAAAUGCAUUCUGUACUUCUAGGAAUGGCGGUUGAAAAUGCUAAAGUUGCAGAAUUACACUGUAUUUGCAAGCAGCCAGACGAUGGAAGGUACCAUUACAAUUUGUUAAGAUUUGCUAAUAUUAGCAUGCACUUAUUAAGGUUCGAAUUUCCUUUUCUUAUAUUUUUGUAGAUUUAUGAUUUGUUGUGACAGCUGUGACACAUGGUUUCAUGGUGAUUGCAUCGAUCUUUGCGAGGAAGAGGGAGAACUACUAGAAGAUUUCUAUUGCGACGCUUGUCUGGUGGCUUCAUAA